This is a messenger RNA of Ipomoea triloba (trilobed morning glory), 690 nucleotides long. RefSeq lists its product as uncharacterized. The transcript has 2 exons. The coding region runs from base 19 to 555 and encodes 178 amino acids. The record is from RefSeq and is a predicted model, not a curated record. Lineage: Eukaryota; Viridiplantae; Streptophyta; Magnoliopsida; Solanales; Convolvulaceae.
AAAAUAUAAUAUAAUAAAAUGGUGAGUUUGAAGGGAUUCAUUGUGACAUUGUGGGUGGUGUAUCUAACCUCGAAGACCACCCUUGUCCUCCAUGCCGAUGCUGCCCGCACUGGCGCCGCUGCGCCGGCUGCCGCCGGCGGCAAUGUUUACUGCUCCACUAUUUCCGCCGUCCCUGACAGAGUCCGAUGCGAGAAAGUGACGAAAACCGCCACAAAUUGGAGCCAGGCAAUGACGAUGGCUUUAACGGACGCAUCCAAACACGCCGCACAUGUGGUCCAUGACAGUAAAACGGUGUCUUUGGGAGACACCGGCUGCUCUGAGACCUACACUAACAUCGAAGCCAGAUUGAAGGAAUGCUUGGAUUUAGUCAGCAAAGGGGACAAGGGUGAUGAAAUAAACUUCAAACUCUCUGCGUGUGUAACCGCUCUUGAAGAUUGUAAAAAUAGACUUCAAGAUGAUAGAGAUGACGAGACUCCGUUUUAUAUACUUAAUCGUCAUUUCAAUCACGCCCUCAAAAUUUGCUUGGUUGUUGAUAAAUCCAGAAAUGCGGAGUGAUUGAGUGAAAUUAAGAUAGUAUCAUAUAUAUCAUGAGAUAUUUGUUUAUAUUGGAAAAAAAAAAAAAGAGAUUAGGUGUAGGAUUUUUUUUUGAGUAAAGACAGGAGAUCCAUUUAUAUGUCAUCUAACUCUUGG